AUUUUUUUAGGUCUGGGGGCAAGCACUCUAAACUCAAGAGAUGCAGGAAAACCAAUGCGUCAACAAAAAGCAGCCCUCUCAUCACAUCUUCUCCAGCUUCAGAAACAAGGGCACUCCUCCCUGACUGGCGGGCUGACCAAAGGCCAGAAGAGACCAUCACAGAGAUUCCCGAAUCUUCAAUAAGCGACGAGGAUGGCUCAGAUGAAGAAGACUUCAGAAAGUUGUUACUAAAACCAAACUUGACUCGGUUAAAACAACAUCAGAUAAGGGACUUACAACAACAGCUGGUAUCUUCUGAAAGGACAGGCUCCCACCUGAUGCCUAGUAAAUAUGGAAAUUGCAGGACAGGUGCCUUGGGUGCAGCAGUGUCCUACAAAGACAGUCUACUGCAGCUGCACACCCAAACACAGGGGAGGAAUCGCAUGCUGCAAGACAUCACGGAAUCGGUGUAUGGAAAUCAAAGCGUGGCAAGCUGCGGCCAAACAAAACACUCGGCUCCAUCCUCUGCAAUGCAAAACACACCGUUGGGACCGCAGAUAUGCGAUAACUUCAGCGACUCCGAUGAUUUUGAGCAGUCGAUGAUGCCGAGAAGAUUUGGGAGGAAAAAUCCGAACGAUCGCCAGGCAAACGGAGAGGGUGACCAGCAGCGGUCACCUGGAGCAGAACGUGAUGACGAGGGCGCGUCGCAGCACGAGGCAUCGCGAGUCGUAGAAAUUGUCACAUUAAACAGGCCCAAUUUGCAGAGGGACAGCAAUUCCCCUCGGCGGGAAUCUGCAGAGCCAAGCCGGAGGAGCGAGGAGACGAUGCCUCCAGCCUUUCGUGAAAAUGUGGAAAAUGAUACAUUUUGGCGAAAGGGUGAUCGCAACAUUUGCUUCGAUUUGGUGGUGAUGGAAGAUGAUGAGGAGGAGGAAUGCACUCCAAUAAAUUCCCGGGCGUGCGGCAAUCGGUGCACGAGAAAAUACGACACGCUGACACAAAGCACCCAGACUUCACCGGACAUCAAGAGCUCCAUCGUCGGACGCCUAAAGCGACGCGGGCAGCCUGCGCGUGCCCUGCGCGGCGCGGCCACGGGUUCGACUCGGAGAACGAAGGGGGACAGUGCCGAGCGUUUACCCUUCUCUCCCAUCUUGUACGCCGCCUCGUCGGACUUUUCAUCGCAAGGCGACGGUUGCAGCCUCACGCCAACGCCCCGCGCGUCCGGCGGAGCGGCGCAAAAGACUCUGCCCUUCAUUCUCUCGAGCGACCUGGAGCGGUUCCCGACGAGGGGAAACUUGUUUCGCGCGAUGACAAACGAGGCCGCGCGGCCCCACGUGGCGACCCGCGCGGCGACCGUAAAUUACCGCGGCAGCUCGAGAAUGAUGCGCGCUCUCGACGCGGCGAACGAACACGGCGGCGGCGGCGGCGAACGCCCGCGGGCCGCCGUUUCGACUGGGCAGCAGCCGGCGUCGCGACGACCGAUGGGAAGCGUUCGCGGCCCCCGUGGCAGGCGGGUCUCGCAAAACUGUCCGGACGCCGCUGAAUUUGCGUCCUCGGCGGCGACGCGGCAAACGACGACCGCAAACGUCGACGGACGGCCGCGCCCGCGCUCGUCGUCCCGUCGCUCUGGGGCGAAAUCGGCCGGCGGUGAGGCCGCGAACGAGCGUGGAGACGCGACCCUGCCGUCGAUGGCGCAGGGCGAGCGCGACUCGGCCGACGCGGGCGCUGCGUCGCUCCCUAGCAGCACUCGAUCCGCGCAGCUUCCAGGCGGUGCUGCGGUGGACGAGGAUGGCGUUGCGAGUGCGCCGCACGCGACGGAAUCGCAGGUCCUCAACCAACAGCGGCUGUCCACGUCGACUUACAGCAGACCUGUUCGGCGUGACGAUGGGACAACAAGUUCGACCGAAAGCCUCGGUGGCACGGUCGCGCCACAGAGUCGCGGGUCCUCCGUGUCAGAUCCGAGUGUCUGUAAAGGCGAUGUUCCAUCGAGUCCGACACGCGCGUCUUUGAGCGCGCACAGCAGCCGUGCACGGGCAAACGACCACUGGGACCAUUCGUACAACGUCAGGGAGUUUGAGGUUGAAACUUGCGUCAAUGCGAACCACGGCCAGAUGAACACCGCUUCCUUUUAUGGGCAAAAACAACAACUGAGGUCGCGUGAACUUUCGGGCAGACUCUCAAAGAACCUGCAGAAUCGAACAGACGACAGCGCAUAUAAAACACCACCAGCUCAGCAGCCGACAGGGGGUCAAGUUGUUUCCCGGCUCAGGGCAAUGAUAGAAAAGGCCGAAAACAGACAAAAACAGAUCAGCGCCAUGAGCAGGAUAACUCGGGUUCUAGAAUUCCCACCAGGUCAGCAGAACGGUGGGCGGCAUAAGAGAGGACCUGUGACCCAGCGGACCUGGGUCACACGCGCGAACCCUGGCAACGCACACGAAGGCCACGGUAACGCGCCGAAGGAGGGCGCGCUGCUGUGGGCAAGUUACGGCGAUGACGGUGCCCCACCGGCGAUCGAGCGGGUGCCGGCUGAGGAACCGGUGGAAGAGACCGAUCGCUUUGAGCGCGGUGACGCCAGCGUCUCGCCGAAUGGAGACCGUGCACAAGUUAGCCGCCGCGCAGGCACCGACGUCGACGGUUCGGUCUCCGAGGUCGCAAACGUGAGGGCACGGGGAGGAACGUCGGCUUGCGGGGCGACGAGCGGGCAAAAUGUUCCGGCGAGCGGAGGAGUCACGAGGAGGGCCCGGAUCGGUGGCAAGGUGGUACGCAGGGCCCCGAGCAGGCAGGAGGUGCAGCGCAGGCUCCUCCAGAGCGGCAUCAGCGUGGAGAGAAUGGCGAACGCCGGGAAGGAAAUUUCCACGUCGAUGCAGCGGAGGAAGCGGGACGCGGCCACCUCUGGCACCUCGAACCGGGAGGGGGCAUCUGGAGCCACGCGGGUGGCAUCUGGAACGGUUGAAGGGAACGAUACAUUUACGAACAAAAUCCCAGGCACGAGUUUCGCAGUGGACGCCUUCUCAUGCGAGGCCGUCGCGAGCUGCAGCGCCCACUUCCUGAGCCACUUCCACCCACACGCCUACCGCGGGCUGUCGCGCUCCUUCGACCGACCCAUCUACUGCAGCAAGCGCGGUGAACUCAACGGCGGCGGCAGCGCCGCAGCUGCACCAGAGACGUGGAUUUGA
Petromyzon marinus (sea lamprey) is the source of this 3152-nucleotide messenger RNA. NCBI's taxonomy places the organism in Eukaryota, Metazoa, Chordata, Hyperoartia, Petromyzontiformes, Petromyzontidae. The record is from RefSeq and is a predicted model, not a curated record.